Molecule: messenger RNA, 532 nt
Organism: Paramecium tetraurelia
Lineage: Eukaryota; Ciliophora; Oligohymenophorea; Peniculida; Parameciidae
Exons: 1
Source: RefSeq, a predicted model, not a curated record
AUGAAAAAAAUAAGUAGAACUCAUAAAAUAGAAUAAGAUUUGAAAUCUAAAAUGAACUCAUAAACUGAAAGCUUAUUCAAUAAAAUACAGAAGAAACUGGAUGACAAGGAGGAAAUCUUGAGUAAACAUGUUGAACCCUAAAUUUAAAACCCUAAAGAAAUAGAUAUCACUAAAUAAAGAGAUUUAUUAAAGAAGAAAUCCUUCAAACAAUCUCCAAAUUCAGUUCAAUAUCGGAUAAAAACAGAUGUAUCGAGUUACUAUUUUGCUAACCAGUAAAAAAAACCAAUUUUCUAUUUACCAAAUCUUAGCAAUCUUGAAAACUUAAAAAAAAACAGCCUUAGCAUUUUUGAAUCUAAAACACCAAGAAUGUUGAUCAGAAGUGAAAAAUACAAUCUCAAAUAACCAUUGACGCAAAGACUAUUGGCUACUUACUUAAAGAAAAGCAAUAGCAAAUUAUUAAAUAAUAAAAAAUAAUGAUUAAUAUUUUGAUAAUAUAUUUAUGAAUAUAAAAAUUAAAUAUAGAUAAUUAAAA